This is a messenger RNA of Podospora pseudocomata, 1701 nucleotides long. Its product is annotated as D-lactate ferricytochrome c oxidoreductase. Gene Ontology annotation, biological process: lactate catabolic process. Bases 1 to 1701 code for a protein of 566 amino acids. The record is from RefSeq and is a predicted model, not a curated record. Gene Ontology annotation, molecular function: D-lactate dehydrogenase (NAD+) activity; D-lactate dehydrogenase (cytochrome) activity; FAD binding. Lineage: Eukaryota; Fungi; Ascomycota; Sordariomycetes; Sordariales; Podosporaceae. The transcript has 4 exons. Gene Ontology annotation, cellular component: mitochondrion.
AUGUCGGCAACCCGUCUUGCGAGGGCAGCCAAGCCCUUUGGCCGCUCUCUCACUUGCUUGAACAGCACAGGCAAACAACGCUUCAGCACAAGUGCCAUUCGUCGCACUUCCACCUCGGGCAGCAGUGAACAGCCUAGGCAAGCUUCAGUAUGGUCGUACUCGGGUGUCAUGGCCGUUGCGGCGACUGCCGGGUUGUUUGGAUGGGGCAUGUCUGAGUUCCGGCAUGGGAGUCUUCCCAAGACCAUGCUGUUUGAUAGCUUGUACGCCUAUCCUAGGUAUGCGAGCAUGCAUGAGAUGGAGCAGGCCCUAAGAGAAAUCCGACAAGAAAUCGGCGGCGCAGAAGACAUCAUAUCCACUGACCCCGACGACCUCCACGCUCACGGGUACUCGGAAUGGUCGACUUCCAACCCUGAGGGGCUCCCAGUCGCGGUGGCCUACCCGCGCUCUACAGAGCAGGUAUCCACUAUCGCUCGCAUUUGUCACAAGUAUCGUGUCCCAAUCAUUCCGUAUUCUGGCGGUUCCAGUCUCGAGGGCAACUUCUCGGCACCUUUCGGGGGCAUCAGUGUCGACUUUGCCUACAUGGACAGGAUCGUCCAAUUCAACAAAAACGACAUGGACGUGGUGGUGCAGCCGAGCAUUGGCUGGCAGGAUUUGAACGAGCAGCUGGCCAAGAUGGAGAGCGGGCUCUUCUUUCCUAUUGAUCCUGGGCCAAGCGCCAAAAUAGGCGGCAUGAUUGGCACCAACUGCUCAGGCACCAACGCGGUGAAGUACGGCACGAUGAAAGACUGGGUCAUCAACUUGACUGUUGUUCUUGCAGACGGAACAGUGAUCAAAACGCGGCGUCGUCCGCGCAAGUCUUCUGCUGGGUACAACCUCAACGGUCUGUUUGUUGGCUCGGAGGGCACAUUGGGUCUUGUCACAGAAGCCACGCUUAAGCUCGCUGUCAUCCCGGAGGAGUUUUCGGUAGCGGUCGUGACUUUCCCUUCCAUUCGUGACGCUGCUUCCGCGGCGGCAGAGGUCAUGCAAACGGGCAUUCCUGUCGCGGCAAUGGAGAUCAUGGACGAGGUGCAGAUGAAGGUGGUCAAUAUGGGUGGUGCCACCGCGCCGAGGGUGUGGAAGGAGAUGCCGACGCUGUUUUUCAAGUUUUCUGGGACAAAGGCAGGAGUGAGGGAGAAUAUUGGUCUGGUACAGAAGAUCACAAGGGCGAAUAAGGGGAGCAAUUUUGAGUUUGCGAAGGAUGCCAGAGAGCAGAAGUUGCUUUGGUCAGCGAGGAAGGAGAGUCUGUGGAGUAUGUUGGCUCUUAGAAAGGAAGGGGAGGAGGUCUGGAGUACGGAUGUGGCGGUGCCAUUUAGCCGGUUGGCGGAUAUCAUUGAGGUGAGCAAGAAGGAGAUGGAUGAGUUGGGAUUGUUUGCAAGUAUAUUGGGCCACAUUGGGGAUGGGAAUUUCCACGAGAGCAUUAUUUAUAAUCGGCGGGACAAGGCUGAGGUGAAGAAGGUGGAGGCGUGUGUGAAGAAUAUGGUGAAGAGGGCGUUGGAGAUGGAGGGAACGUGUACGGGAGAGCAUUCGAUCGGGUGGGGCAAGAAGGAGAGCUUGCUUUGGGAGGUGGGAGAGGAUACAUUGGGGGUGAUGAGGGCUAUCAAGAUGGCGUUGGACCCAAAUUGGAUUAUGAAUCCGGGCAAAAUCUUUGACAGGCAAAGCUAG